Molecule: messenger RNA, 8921 nt
Organism: Porites evermanni
Lineage: Eukaryota; Metazoa; Cnidaria; Anthozoa; Scleractinia; Poritidae
Source: the annotation of a GenBank genome assembly
AUGGCGGACGAAGUGGAAGAUUGUGAGCACUUCCUGUGCCUCUUUGCUCAAGAACAUGUCGAUUUUAGGAUUUCUGUGAGUACAGAGAUUAAUCGAAAAUUCUAAUUACUGUAAAAAGGUACAAAUUUCCCUACGAUCUACUGUUUAGAUAGUAGAACGUUAACUGAUUGCAGCAAAUUCUUCUAAUACGGUCAUUUGUGUGCUUUUUGUUCAAUCUGUUUCAGGAGUUAUUGUCUAUUUCGUCAAUGUUUAGUUUCAGUGUUCGAUUUCAAAGCAAGGAUCAUAGAAAAGAGGUAAAAUUAACACUUAUUCUUCUACUUUUGUGUACAAGGAAAGUCGAUUAUAUUAAAUUUUAUCACAUUUCUGAAAUCCUUUAAUUUUGCUCAGAACCCACACUUGUUGAUACGCUUACCAAAUAAAGAAUGUGCAAGACAUUUGCUGUCCAGAGCUGUUACCAUAAAGUAAGACAUCAUUGUGCAUGCAGCUUUACAAAAGUUAAAUUGACAUUUAUAUUAGAUGUAGUCGCAAUGAGAGGAUAACCACUACAGGACAAUUAGCUUUAUUCUUACAGUAAUUAUUUUUUGCAUUGCAUAGAUCUGUCUAUGAAUUGUGGGGACAUGGAAAUAAUUUAACAGAGGUCAAAAACAGUGUUCUCCAGUAUCCAGCUCAUAAAAUGGUAUGCUGUAAAUUUAGACAACUGCUACUCACAAAAUUUUUCUAAGUGUCAAAACGGCAUCAACUCUACUCUAUGCCCAAGAAACCACAACCAGGGCUUCUGAUAUUUUGCGCGGUUGUGGAGCCGCGAAAUUCUGCGAAAUCCACAAAAACACGAAAAAUACCGUGAAAUUGGGUAGAAAUCUUAUCAAAUACAUGUCUGUACAACAUAUCUGAAACUUAUUUUAACAGCUAUAGGGGCUAUUUACUUGCCAUAAACUUGCAAAUUUUUUAUGGAACUUGGUCACUGAAAUGCGCAAACGACGUCCUGAAACUACUAGGCGUAGAUUAUGUUGCGAAAAACUGGGCACUAGCCAUGAUGUUAAAGGCUUUGCCAUUGGUUCAUUUCUGGAGCGUAUUGUUGUUGAAAGAGCAAAUGAUGACGUCUGUUAGAAAAACGUUAAAAAUGCUGGUCUGAUCAGUGCAAAACUGUUUGAUUCCUAGUGAAAUUUACCUUGAAAAUAACCCCAAAAUCGGCCAUUUUUUACCGAUUGCUUUUUGGUGAGGUUUGCCCCGAAAACUCGCAAGAAAUUCCUGCGAAAUCGUCUGAUUUUUCUGCGAAUUUGUCCCUAAAAAUCCCGUGAAAUUUGACUUUUUCUUCAUGACUUAUCAGAAGCCCUGCACAACCGUUCACCUGUGAAGCCAGUCUUUUUGCCUAUAGCUUGGUUAUUCUAAUUGAAGAUAGAAUACUUUCAAAUGAUUAGAAAAAGGGUUUUUGUAGAAAUUCUAGAAAAUUUUCUGACUGGGGGACAUUUUUUUGAGACCACUUCCAGCUUCCGGGCAUAUAGCCACAGCGUAUAAUUUAUUUUACAAUAACUGAGUGAAUCUUGUCCACUUAUUGGUCGAGAGCUAUGGUCUAUAAGAUUAUAGACCGUGGAAAUGAUGUAACAUGUCAUGCAAUGCCAGUUGUUUUCGUAAAAAAUAAAUGUUAUUGUAAAAAACAAAUCAAUCACAUUUUUCCAUGAUCUACAUUCUUAUAAACCAUAGAAAUGAUGCCACAAAAUGUUUAAAACUUUGCAGUGAAACCACUCGCCCGCGGCUCAUGGUUCCAUUUGAGUUUUGAACAUUUUAUGACGUCAUUUCUAUGAUCUGUAAGAGUGUAGACUAUGGAAAAUUGUGGUCAAUUUGUUAAAUAGAAUAAAAGUACAUUUGCAGUAAAAGUCCAUACGCUAUAAAAGUACGAAGCUAGUAUAUUAACAGUCUGUAAUUUCAUCUUAAUUCUUAUCAUGAAAAUUGAUUACUCUGUUUCUUCUAUUUUAAUUUCAGAAACCUUUCUCCUCUAGCAACUCCACAUUUAAAAUCAGCAUUGAAACAUUCAAUAAAAAGCUUUCUGUUAGUCAACAGAGAGAGCUUAUUGAUGUAAGUAUUGGGUGGCCAGUAAAUCAUUUUUGAAAAAAAUAUAAAGAAAUAUGUGAUGUUAAUAAUCAUUAUAUUGCCUUAUAAAACAUGUCAGGUUAAUUAUAGUUAUAAAUAAUGUAGUAGUGAUUUUUCUUGUUGGAUCUGUUUAAACAUUCUAGCCUUCCCUGAUAAAGGUUAAUAAAUGAUACUGUAGGGGCCGUCUCUCAUUGCUUCUCCAAUCUGACUCUUGUGGGAAGUAACAGAACUACUACUGUAGAUGUACUUGGGACAUGACAUUCUCUGGUACUAGUCACCACCCCUAGUGUCUACCUGUCAUGUUUUGAGGGGAUGGGUAGGGACACAGCCUCACAUCAAUCUUAUGAGUCCUGUUUUGUGCCAAUAAUACCUUCCUGGAAGAUCUGUGCCUCGUAGAGCAGAUAAUCAUGCUUAGUAAAUUAGUUGGGUGGUGGUGUACCUUAAUCAUUUUCCAGAGGAUCUCAGUAGAUUUUUUUGAAAUCCAGGAUAUGCUUUAUUUGCAAGGAUAGGAGUCUCAAUAAAUUUUGAAGCAAAGGGCAAGAUUUAGGAUUAAAAGUAUGCAGAGGAUGCAGCUUGUGGAAAAUAACCAUUGGGAUUACAACAUUGAGGGAAAAUUUGGGUUCAGGAUGACUGGAUUGAAGGACGCUAUCUGGGACCCUCACUCCAGCCAGGGUAGAAACUCUGACUACUGAAAAUAUAUCACCCAAUCUAUAUGACUUAAGUCUGGAUGUUAUAAUCUUUCGACAAUAUUAAAGUACGUAGAUAUAGUUUACGAAGUAGGAUUAUAUUUACACAUUUUUGUGCCAUCCAAUCCCCAGCAAUUUGAAUUCCUUCCAUUUGAAGGCUGUGUCAACCUGUCAGUUCCUGAUCAUGUGUUCUCGUUACUUGUGGACUAUGGAGAUGAUCCGAAUGCUGCCCCACCCAACCCUGAACGACUAUUUUUUGGACGCUUGGUAAGAUUGGAAUGCAGUGAAAUGUUACCACCAAUAUUUUUGGUUUUGCGUUUAAUUAACAGAAAAGUAGAAUUACUUAUAAUAAUAAACUGGUCUUUUUUGUUAGAUUGGACAUGGGCAACGUCACUUGUUAAAGCAGUAUUCUCUAAAGACAAGGCAUUUUAUUGGAAACACAUCCAUGGAUCCUCAACUUUCCUUCAUAAUGGCCAACCAAGGACAGGUACCAUCAUUAGAACUGACAAAUUUAAUUUUCUUUAAAAAAUACUUGGGUCAGUUUUCAUUCUGAAAACUAUUAUAGAUUAUAAACUGAAACAGCUGAGAUCUUAAAUACAGUGGAAGCUCUUGUGAGCAGACACCCUCGGGUGUUGGUAACUGGAGCUAGCCACUUACAGGAAUGUUAAAAUGGAGCAUUUCUUUGUUUUUUCUUUAAAAUUAAAAACAGGAUUUUGUGAAGACAGCUGCUAGUAGAACUGUCAGCAAGUGUCUGUUUGGAGAGCUUCUACAGUAUUUACGUUUAGUAGAUGAAAAAUAUAUAGUUUAUGUAAACACAUUUUUUUCAAUUUAAGGCAUGGCGAAUAUUACAAGUAAGGAAAAAAAUGUUUAAGCAGUGUGCAAAGAAAGUAGUGUCUGAUAGCCCAGGGCUAGUGGAUUUUGCUAUCGGGCUAGUGAAUUCCGUUAUUAAUUUGCCUGACGGGCAAGUGAACUGUUUUGAGGAAUUUAAAUUACAGAAGAACUAUGAAAUCAUUCUGCUCAUCCAAACGUUUUUGGGACUAGUUGAAAUGAUGUUUGGGCUAGUAAAUGUUAGCUUCAGCUUGCCCGAAUGGCAAGCUGUAAAAAUGACUUUCUUUGCACCCUGUUAAGUAAACACUGUAGGUACCGUGUAAUAAUCAAAGUGAAUUUUGUUGUUUCUUUAUUUUUAAGGUUAGCCCAGGAAGUUUUGUAUUUGACCCAUUCGUUGGCACUGGUAAUUAAUUAUUCUUUAGUUAUUUAUUUCAAAAGCACGGAAACAAAGUAAAAGGCAAUAAUUAUUUGUGUUUGCAAAAGUCCUGAAAUGUCAUCAUUGACAUUUCAGGACUUUCGCAAAAAAAUGAACCUGGGUGCUGCAAGAAGAACAUGAAGUGCAUGUCUAAAGAGUUUUUUUCCACCAGGAUCCCUUGUACAUCUGUACUCCUUGUUGUAUUAUCCAGCAAGACAACAGUUCCAUCGAGUUCAGAGCAAUGUAUCUCCGCAAAGAUAACAGUCACAUUAAGUUUGGAGUAAUCUUAAAAACGAUAAGAAAAUCCUUUUUGCACGGAGACAUUAUCGUUUCUCUAGCCGUAGUCACUUGCAACAGAGCAUCUUAAUCAGUAACAAAGCCUAUAACUCUUCAAUGAAGUGCUUUUCAGACCAAUGUUGAUGGCAUUAAUGUUUGUUUUUAGGAAGCAUUCUCUUGUCCUGCUCUCAUUUUGGGGCCUAUGUCAUGGGAAGUGACAUUGAUUACACACUACUUCAUGGCAGAGGUAUUUUUGAUAACUUUUACUAAAUGGGCUCUUUUAAGCAGUUUUUUUUUUACAAUAUUAGCUAUAAAUUAUCAUGAAAAAAUAUCCUUUCAAGCUUUAGAACGCAAAAGAAAUGCAAAAACCGCUAAAUAGUGCGUAGAUGGGCAAACCUGCUGGUAAUUAGCCUGAAGAACAGGAUUUCUUAGCUGGCUAGCAAAGACAAGGCGCCCGGUGCAAUGGGGGACUAAAGCUUUUUCUUUUUUGCUGCUGCUUCCUUCAGCGCGCGUCUCACGCUUCACCCCCGCCUCAUGCGGCCUCCGCUCCCCUGAAAAACGGGAAAAAAUAACGCCUAUUCUGCAAGCCAGGCAAUACCAACUCUUGUCCAAAGAAACACACGGACCACCCAUCCUAAAAGUCUGGAUUUAGAUUUGCAUUCUUUGUGAGUUUUGAUUUCUUAGAUUCAAACUCCAUUUUUGGAUUUUGCCAAAGAAUCGCAAAAUCUGUUUCAAAGAAUCCAGGUUUUUGCACGCCCUAGUCAGUUUAUUCGUCUUUGUUGUUUUCAAGGUAGAAGUUCUCGAGCAAACAGACAAGGACAAUGGAGAGGUACUGUAUUACUCUCAUUAUCUUUUUUACAAAACACUUCACCUCUAUAUUUAAAAAAAAUUAAACGCAAGUAGGUCUCUGUUUUGACAUGUUUAGUGUAAAAUCUGUCGUUGGCUAACUCCUCUCAACCUUGGUACGUGACACGCAUUUUCAACUAGCUUUAAACAAACUAGACUGAGAGAUUUUUCUCUACAUUUUUCAUUAUUUUUCUCGUGUUCGUCUUUAAUCUUCGUUUUUGCAGUUGAAAAUGGCAAAAACUAGGCACAGGUGCAACAGAGAAUACUAAUUCUGCCUAAUUUUACUCGGUGUACUUGCCUUUUCUCUCCUCUUCACGCUUCGUUACGCAUAAGGCCUCACUAAAAGUAAUGUUUCUAAUUCCUUACUUUCCAAAGCUCGAGAUGAGAACUUCAAAGCUAACUUCACUCAGUAUGGUCUUGGCAGUUAUUUUGUGGACGUGCUGGUUGCAGACGCCGGGAGACUGGGAUUAAGAGAAGUUCCGUUAUUUGAUGCUAUAAUAACUGAUCGUGAGUAAAUUCGUCAAUUUUUGGCGGGUAACACCUGUAUUUUUUUAAAAAAGGGGUACACUGAAGACUUCUUUAUAUGUUUUGAAUGCAAUCUGUUACGGACAUGUUAUCCGAGGGUCAUCUGGUGCGAAUAUUGAAUGUCGCCAGCAAUUUAUUUGAUCCUCUUCUCCACUUUGACUACGCAAUCAUUGCUUUCCCAAGCUUUUCAGCUGGCUUUUUAUGUUGAGAUAAGUACUCGUUUUGAAUGUCUUCAAGGCUUCACGAGUUAACAUGGCCACGCACGUAAGAGUAAAUUUUAGGUGAAAUAACUUUGAGAGUCGUUUUUCCGGGAGAUAUUUGGUCAUUCUCGUAGCUGUACGGCAAAUUUUUAUUAUACAAAGAUGUUUUUAUCAUAUCUGGCUUGCAAUUGAUUGCAGUAACUAAACUGUACCUAGGUUUUUUAUUAACAUUAAUCAAUAUUUCAUUAGGUACAUCUUAUUCUUCAAAAUUGCAAUGAAUGAAUUUUUGACGUAACAUUCAGACAUCAUUUUAGUACUCAUUAAACCCUAACUCUAACCCUUCUUCCUUCAUUUCUAUUUUGUAUCCUAGCACCGUAUGGAAUCCGGGAAGGAGCCCGUAAAUUAGACACCAACACAGAACUCCAGGAAUCCACCAGUCAGUAGGUGCAAUUUUCUCAGUAACUAAUUGUAAACGGUGACAAUUUUUGUCUUUCCUGCCUGCAAGAGUUAUCCGAUGUAGUGUCAAAGUAGCCCUCUUAGAUCCUGGUGGAAGGUCGUUCCUACCAGAAUAUUUAGGGUCCAAAAUGUUUUAUUCUGUCAGCACGUAUUAAUCAAAGUUUUUUUGCGUAUCUUUUAGAGAUGAAACACCAUUUUGUUCAGCUGUGCGAGGUUGCCGUCUAUCCGAGAUAGUCACCAUCUUGUUAGACUUAGCAGCUCGAUACCUAGUGCUUCAUGGACGACUGGUAUAUUGGCUUCCAAUCUAUCGACCCGGGUCAGUAUAGAACAGAUCUAUUGACUAGUGUAAUGUGAAUAGUAGAAAAUCCUCAUCGUUUUUGUACGUAUAACUGUUUUAUUAUGUGUUUAUGUGAGUGGAUGUGCCGACAUUUUUUUCUUUCACGGCGCAUUUUUAUUAAUAGGCCAUUUUACAGUUAUGGGUGGAAGCGAGGCUGACGGUGACCUUGUUUUGAUACAAACCUUCCUGCUUUAUUAUGUAAUUCAAGUUGUUCUUAUGCUUACUAGUAUUUUUCAAGAACAAUUUCCAUAACAAAGCAAAUAAGGUUUGUAUCAAAGCAAGGUCACCCUCACCCUCGCUUCCAUCCAUAACUGUAAAAUGGCCUAUUGAGUAACCUGGGUGUGUAGAUAACUAGGUUUUCAUUUAUUUCGCAAAAUAACGUUGUGUUUGUCAUGUUACGUGCGUGGAACACGGCUAACGGUCCGGAUUGUGUCCCAUGAUCUGCCAAACACUGAGCAGGUGCUCUAUUCACUGAGCUACUGGAGAUACUGGUCAGGAGAGUAAGGCUCGGCAGACAUGGUCGAUAAGCGACAUGUACAUCCUAUAUUCUGCUGGAAUCAGAAAUUUUGAGACCGGGGAAGGUUAGUUAUAUGCCGCGCAUAUAAAGAUGGCGCGAAGGUGAGAGCACUUUCCAUCAAUGUGGCAUGGGUGAUCCCGGAAUAGACGCUAUACUGAGGAUCCUCAAUCGGUUUUUCAGGAUGCGGGAGUUGCCUUAAGGUCGGGAUUCGGGAUUUUAAAGCAAAAUAGAGUCGAGAUUCGAGAUUGACUGACUCUUUGCACGGGAUGCGGGAUGCCGAAAAUAAACAUCGCGAUUACGGGAUUAAGCAAAAACUCUGGAUCGGAAUGACUAAUAAACGCCCGGGGUGUCUAUUUGAUUUUAAGGGUUCAAGCGGGGGCGUUUAAUAGAAAGGCGGCGUUUAAAAGAGAGAGGCGUUUAUUGUCAUUACUGUAACAAGCUCAACAAGACUGGUAUGCUUCUGGCAAAAAUAUCAAGAGAAUUUAAAAAUAUUGGAAUACACCCCAUCGAUUGACAUGUCCAGGCCGUGUAGAGAUCCAUAUCGCUCCUCCAAAUCCCAACAUUGUUGUCAGAAUCCUUGUUCAAGGUUAUUGUGCUUCCAUCAUUAGUCUAUCCUUACUUUGAACUUGAAAUUGAACAAGAUGAAAUACGCAAAGCCUUGUUAAUCAAGCAAGAAACUGAAUGAAUUGAAUGAUUUGGCUCUUUUUUGCUAAUGCCUAGUAUUUUGUAGCAGUUCUCAUAGGGGUAGUCUAUUAGAGAGGGGCGUCUAAUACAAUUUUAACAGCUUAGACAAGCGUUUAUUAGGUAAGAGCCGUUUAUUUGGGAGUAGGCGUGGUCAUUUAAGGUACCCUAGAAGCGGGAACCCGGUUCCAUACAUGGGUAGAGUUUGUUGCUAUCUAUCCUCCUUAUUAUGAUCAUUCACACAAAGCUUGUUGUUUUUGUUCCUCGCUCCGAGACCGACAUUUCUAAAUGCCUGUUUGAUCCGCCACUGAUGGAAUACCCGAAAAUAACCUGAGUUUUGUUGUUGUCGUUUACAGCUACUCAGAAGAGCUUAUUCCAAGUCAUCCCUGUCUGAAACUUGUGUCGAACAGUGAACAGUGUUUGUCACGACACGUGUCUCGGCGUUUAAUCACCAUGGAAAAAGUCAAAGAAAACAAGGUAAAGUACAAGUAACUCAGUGCCCAGUCCACUCACGGACCUAUACUUCUAGGUUUAAGUAAUAACGCGGUCAACCCUCGGAUCCAUUCUUCUCGUUAAAGUAUCGACCGUCCGGCCUGUCAUUCGACUUCAGCUUCAUCCGGCAACGUUAAAAAAGUUCCUUAAUAACCUCUGGGUCUAUUAUAACAGCGACUCGAUCCUAAAUUGAAUUGUUAGCUAGUUGUUGGAAUUACAAUAUAUAUCCAGAUGACUACUGUUAUUCUGCUGAUUUGUUUGACUCUGAAAUUCGUUCUUUUCUUGAAAAAUAAGAUAAAAUUCUGUCAUGUGCUUUAGUUUUGAAAAAUUUCGAAAAAGAGAGGAGAUACUUUCAAACUUACUUUUUCGUCAAACUGUUCUAAAACAGGAACAAGCGUUCCCUUGAUCGAAAUCCAACCACUUCUAACUUUUGCAUACAACACGUGACACACUUGGUGUGUUCUCUUUCUUUGUUGUUUUGCAGUUAGAGGAUCCGCUUCUGUCUGUGGUGCAACAAAAGUUUCUUGAUUCCUGCGAUAAUUUUAGGGACAAUUACUUCAGUCAGUCCACGUGA